AGAGAGAGAGAGAGAGAGAGAGAGAAAGAGAGCAAAGGUCAAAGCAAAGCAGUUGGUUGGUGUAGGGAGCUGGUGUUUAUAUUAGAGCAUGGUAUGGCGUAGGGGUAAUGAUUUUCUGGGUGAAGAAGAGAGAAACAAUAUCAGAAACUCGUGAAUUCAAAAUUCUCUUUUAAUUCUCUCUCUCUGCGUAGAAACAGAACUAUAUCAGAAGCAGCAGGCAGGUAUUAUCAGUCCUCCUUAGGGAAUUUACAGCUACGUCUCUUCCUUAAGCUUUUCUCGUGAUCUCUCUCUCUCUCUCUCUCUCUCCAUCUGCCUACUUAUACCCAACAACAAAAACAGAAGAAAGAUAAUCUCUUUCUUUGUCUCCUCUCCCGCUCAUGAAUCUCUCUCCAGCUCUGAACCUCCUUCGCAUCAGCUCCACACUUUCAACAAGAUUUUAUACGACCAAGAUCGAUCAAUCAAUCAAAGGCGUUUUACAGGGUGGAAGUAUUGAAGGGGAGGUUUUUAAGAGGAUCCAGUUGUAGUUUUGAUUUUCAGUUGGAUUUCGAAAGGAUUGCUGUAGGAGAAGGAGAUAAGAACAAGAACAACAAAUGGGUAGCUGUGGGAGAAGUGGGACGGUCAGGCAGUAUAUAAGGUCAAAGGUGCCUCGCUUGAGAUGGACUCCUGAGCUGCAUCAAUGCUUUGUUCGUGCCAUUGAAAGGCUUGGUGGUCAAGACAAAGCCACGCCUAAACUCGUUCUUCAGUUGAUGGAUGUGAAAGGACUCACCAUUUCACAUGUGAAGAGCCAUCUCCAGAUGUAUAGAAGCAUGAGGAGUGACCUGGGUAGACAAGAUAGAGGCUUUACCCAUCAAAGAAGACGAUCUGUCGAGGACCAUGAUGGGUGUGUAGAUGAAGUAAAACUCAUUGAAGAAUCAGAUUCUCACUUCAUAUGCAGUCCCAUCUCUUUAAAAAGAGCAAGAAUCGAGACCACGAGUUCAAUCUCUGAUCAGAACCUGCAAUGCAGCCAAGGAAUAUGUGAGAUAGUCACGAAUCCGUACUCUGCUGAUGAUUAUAUGGGAAUAAAAGAGGGUAAUGGUGGUGGUUUCAGAUGGGAGCAGACUCAUUCUAAGUCCAAAGCCACUGCCUUCUCUCUGCCCCACGAUCUUUGCAGCCUCAAAUCCUUCAAAUAUGCAGUGGAAGAAUCUAAUUUCCUCAAGAUUGCCAAGCAAGAUCAUGGAAAGGGCAAAUCUGAGGCAAGUAGAAGCGGAAGAACAGAAGAUGAAGAGGGUGGUGAUUGCUGCGAAUUAUCGUUAUUGCUCUCGUUGCCCCAUGCUUCAUCACAGAGAAGUAAUGCAUCAUGCACGAGUGAGAUCAGCGAGGCAUUUUCAUCGUACGUGGACAAUAGAUCUACCUUGAAAGAAUGUUCUGGGUCGUCUUCAGGAAAACAUAAUAUUAACUUAGAUCUAUCUAUUGCUCUUUGUGGUACCUAAAUUUAAAGAAAAUUCGUCUGUUUUGUAGAAGUUUCUUUUUUGUGCCUUUUUGAAUAUUUCUUAGCCCACUAGUGUAGUCCCUUUUGAUUUUAGCCAUUGAUUUAUUAAUAUUCUCCUUUUGCUUUA
Manihot esculenta (cassava) is the source of this 1595-nucleotide messenger RNA. RefSeq names its product myb family transcription factor MOF1. The transcript is spliced from 6 exons. The coding region runs from base 591 to 1469 and encodes 292 amino acids. Gene Ontology annotation, molecular function: DNA binding; DNA-binding transcription factor activity. The record is from RefSeq and is a predicted model, not a curated record. NCBI's taxonomy places the organism in Eukaryota, Viridiplantae, Streptophyta, Magnoliopsida, Malpighiales, Euphorbiaceae.